Mucor mucedo is the source of this 777-nucleotide messenger RNA. RefSeq lists its product as uncharacterized. Lineage: Eukaryota; Fungi; Mucoromycota; Mucoromycetes; Mucorales; Mucoraceae. The transcript is spliced from 3 exons. Gene Ontology annotation, biological process: regulation of cyclin-dependent protein serine/threonine kinase activity. Gene Ontology annotation, molecular function: cyclin-dependent protein serine/threonine kinase regulator activity; protein kinase binding. Gene Ontology annotation, cellular component: cyclin-dependent protein kinase holoenzyme complex; nucleus. The record is from RefSeq and is a predicted model, not a curated record. The coding region runs from base 162 to 689 and encodes 175 amino acids.
AAAUUUGUAAAUUAAACUUGUGUGAAUUCUAAAAAAGAAAAUAUAACUAUAUUUAGACAUAAAAAAAAAUGUUAUUCUUUGCGUGGGUAUAAAAUCGUGUAUGUUUUUUAUCAUUCUUCUUUCUCUCCCUCUUUUUUUUUUCUUUAAACUUUUUUUUUUGUAUGAUUGCCAUCUCCUCUAUUCCAAUUACUGAUUUCCAGCCCAAAAAGAGUGUUUCUAUUGGAGUCAAAGAGAACGACGACCACUUGAUUGCGUAUACAGCCUACAACGUAAAGACCUUACUCGAAUGCUCCAAAGAAAAGAUUUACUAUCAACAAAAACUAUUACCUAACCUGUUUGUGUUUGUCAAGCAUGUGUUUCGUCAUUGUAACCUGACACCAACCAUUCUUGUGAUUGCCUUGAUCUAUCUUAAACGGCUUAAACGGGCCCUCCCCGCCCAAUCCCAAGGAGAAUUUGAUACGCCGUAUAAAAUGUUUAUUGCUGCCGUGAUUUUAGCCUCUAAAUUCAUAGAGGACACCAAUGCAAUCGCUCAUUCGAUCUAUCGCCUUGUAUCUCCGCUCUAUCCUGCCAAGGAAAUUAACGAAAUGGAAAGAAGCUUUUUAGGGGUUGUUAAGUACAACUUGUUUGUCAGUUCAGAUCAGGUGCAUCAGUUCGUGCAAGAACACAAGGACAUACUUCAACUAUCUUAAAAAACACCUUUUUCAUUAUUUAUUUAUACCCUCUCUCCCCCUUUUGUAAAUAAAAAAAAACAUUUCUCUUCAUAUUUAAAAAAAAAAA